AUGAUGGACUAUGCCAACCAGAUCCUUGAAAACCUCUACAUUGCCGUCCCCAAGUAUCAAAAGGCCAGAGUCACCACCAUUCUCAAAGACCGCCGCUGGUGGGCUAUUCUUUGGUCAUGGGACAACCGGGUACUUAUGAGCACCAACGAAAGCCGGGACGCCGCUGAGGGAGCAAUGCGUUUUCUGCUAGAGACUACGAGCGAGUGGGUUUACGAGAAGACUCAGAAGAUGAGAGUUGAGCUUAAUGAGUAA
Molecule: messenger RNA, 252 nt
Organism: Aureobasidium pullulans EXF-150
Lineage: Eukaryota; Fungi; Ascomycota; Dothideomycetes; Dothideales; Saccotheciaceae
Exons: 2
Coding region: 1-252 (83 amino acids)
Source: RefSeq, a predicted model, not a curated record